Molecule: messenger RNA, 4525 nt
Organism: Nelumbo nucifera (sacred lotus)
Lineage: Eukaryota; Viridiplantae; Streptophyta; Magnoliopsida; Proteales; Nelumbonaceae
Gene: TAF2
Product: TBP-associated factor 2
Biological process (GO): transcription initiation at RNA polymerase II promoter
Cellular component (GO): transcription factor TFIID complex
Molecular function (GO): zinc ion binding; RNA polymerase II general transcription initiation factor activity; transcription cis-regulatory region binding
Source: RefSeq, a predicted model, not a curated record
UCUCCUUCCCCCAAGGAGACUGGUCACGCCCUUGAGAGAAGGCUGAAGGCAGAAAUCAUCCUCUAUAAAUAAGGCUCAGCAACAUCAGCUCGCGCCCUGAGCUGCCGAGUCUUUUCAUGCCAACUCGGCCCGCGAGGUCUGUAGGUGCCAGCCAGGGUAAAAAUGGCGAAGCCUCGCAAGCCGAAGAAUGAAGACCAAAAGGCAGAGAAUUCAGGGGCAGUCGUUCGACAUCAGAAGCUCUGCCUCUCUAUCGACAUGGAAAAUUGCCGGAUAUAUGGGUAUACGGAAUUGAAAGUUUCUGUUCCGGAGAGUGGAAUUGUUGGACUGCACGCCGAUGACUUGAAUAUUGAGAAUAUUCUGGUGGAUGGGGAACCAGCCGAGUUCGAAUUGUUUCCACACUAUCAGGCAGUGGAAGAUGAGAGAAGGUGGUGCUCGGUUUCAUCGGCUAGUACUGCCGCUGAUGCUGCUUGUGCGACUUACAUUUCGUCUCUCGACAGAGAAAUGGCUCCAAACCUGCUAAUUCUGUGUAGUAAACCAGUAAACCCAACAAGUGAUCAGCAGGAGCAACCAAAUGGCGGGAACAACUUGCAAACAUCUGGCGAGCUCAAGCAGAAUUUGAAAUUGAUUCGCAUUGAUUAUUGGGUGGAGAAAGCAGAAACGGGAAUUCAUUUUAGGAAUAAUAUGCUCCAUACCAAUAAUCAGUUGAGGCGUGCACAUUGCUGGUUCCCUUGUAUGGACGACAAUUCUCAGCGUUGCUGCUAUGAUAUGGAAUUUACUGUUGCCAACAAUCUCGUUGCUGUCAGCAAUGGAAAUUUACUUUAUCAGGUCUUGAGCAAGGAUGAUCCUCCCCGCAAAACUUAUGUUUACAGAUUGAGUGUUCCAGUUGCUGCUGGGUGGAUAUCCCUGGCAGUAGCAGCAUUUGAUAUUCUUCCUGACCGCCAUAGUGGUAUUCUAUCACACAUGUGCAUGCCUCUUAACCUUCCAAAGCUUCGGAAUACAGUUGGGUUUUUCCACAGUGCAUUCAGUCAUUACGAGGACUACCUUUCAGCAUCUUUUCCUUUUGGGUCAUAUAAGCAAGUCUUUAUUGCACCUGAAAUAGCAGUAUCCUCUUUGAGUUUGGGAGCCUCCAUGAGCGUCUUUAGUUCUCAAGUUCUGUUUGAUGAGAAGGUUAUCGAUCAGACUAUAGAUACAAGGAUAAAACUUGCUUAUGCACUUGCAAGACAGUGGUUUGGGGUGUACAUCACUGCUGAGGCACCAAAUGAUGAAUGGUUGUUGGAUGGCCUUGCUGGUUUUCUUACUGAUUCAUUUAUUAAGCGUUUUCUUGGAAAUAAUGAGGCUCGCUAUCGUAGAUACAAGGCAAAUUGUGCCGUUUGCAAGGCAGAUGUUAGUGGUGCAACUGCUUUGAGCUCCUCUGCUUCUUCAACGUUCUUGUAUGGAACUCAAUGCAUGGGUUUAUAUGGAAAAAUUCGGUCAUGGAAAUCUGUGGCAAUCCUUCAAAUGUUGGAAAAGCAGAUGGGGCCUGAGUCUUUCCGUAAAAUACUGCAGAUAAUAAUUUUUAGGGCUCAAGAUAUGACUCGUUCCUUGAGAACUCUUAGUACAAAGGAGUUCCGCCAUCUUGCCAAUAAAGUUGGCAAUCUUGAACGUCCCUUCUUAAAAGAAUUUUUCCCUCGUUGGGUGGGGUCCUGUGGAUGUCCAGUACUGAGGAUGGGAUUGUCAUAUAACAAAAGGAAAAAUAUGAUUGAGUUGGCGGUUCUGCGAGGUUGCACAGCAACUCCAGAUUCAGUUGCAUUGGUUUCUAAUGGUAAUCCUGAUUCCGAAGCCCGAGAAGGUGAUGUUGGAUGGCCUGGAAUGAUGAGCAUCAGAGUUCAUGAACUUGAUGGAAUGUAUGAUCAUCCAAUCCUGCCAAUGGCUGGAGAAACAUGGCAACUAUUGGAAAUACAAUGUCAUUCAAAGCUUGCUGCAAGACGCAUUCCGAAGCCUAAAAAAGGUUCUAAACCUGAUGGUUCUGAUGAUAAUGCUGAUGCUGCUCCUACCAUGGAUAUGCGCUCUAGUGCGGAAUCUCCCUUAUUAUGGCUCAGAGCAGAUCCGGAAAUGGAAUAUCUUGCUGAAAUUCAUUUUAGUCAACCUGUUCAGAUGUGGAUCAAUCAGCUGGAGAAGGACAAAGAUGUUGUGGCUCAGGCACAUGCAAUUGCAACACUGGAAGCCUUACCACAGCUUUCCUUUUCAGUUGUCAAUGCUCUAAAUAAUUUCCUCAGUGACUCAAAGGCCUUUUGGAGAGUCCGGAUCGAGGCAGCAUUUGCACUGGCUCAUACAGCAUCUGAGGAGACUGAUUGGGCUGGUUUACUCCAUUUAGUUAAAUUUUACAAAAGCCGAAGAUUUGAUCCAAAUAUCGGGCUCCCUAGGCCGAAUGACUUUCAUGAUUUUCCUGAAUACUUUGUUCUUGAGGCCAUCCCACAUGCUAUAGCUAUGGUUAGAGCAGCAGACAAGAAAAGCCCAAGAGAGGCAGUUGAGUUUGUUUUACAGCUCUUGAAGUAUAAUGAUAACAAUGGGAAUCCUUAUUCUGAUGUGUAUUGGCUUUCUGCAUUGGUUGAGUCGGUUGGUGAGCUCGAAUUUGGAACACAGAGUAUAUCAUUUUUAUCAUCUCUUCUCAAACGCAUAGAUCGGCUUUUGCAAUUUGACAGGCUGAUGCCAAGCUACAAUGGGAUCUUGACAAUCAGCUGUAUCCGGACCUUGACACAGAUUGCAUUAAAGCUUUCAUCCUCCAUACCCCUUGAUGGUGUGUUCCAACUUAUUAAACCAUUCCGGAGUUCUGAGACACAAUGGCAAGUUCGAAUUGAAGCAAGUAGAGCACUUCUUGACAUUGAAUUUCAAAGUAAAGGCAUUGAUGCAGCAUUAUCACUGUUUGUGAAAUACUUGGAGGAAGAGGUGUCCUACCGAGGGCAGGUGAAGUUGGCUGUCCAUGCUAUGCGAUUAUGUCAGAUAAAAUGUGGUUCUAAGUGUGAAGAUGUCAUAAAAAACCCGACAUUAGUGGCUUUGCUUCGUUUUCUUGAAAGCCGGAAAGCUUUCAACAAUGUCUUCCUUCGGCAUCACUUGUUUUGCAUUUUACAAAUUCUUGGUGGGAGGCCACCAACACUUUAUGGAGUCCCCAGAGUCCAGCAACAGCCAAUAGGAAAUGGAGAAACCUGCAGUGAACAAAAGAAUUUUGCAGCCUUUGUGAAGAUGAGGACAUCUAAGCCUCAGGAACAUCCAGUAGACGUGCCAAAACUUCCUCAGGAACCUCCAGUGGACACACCAAAACCUUCAGCUGAUGGUUUGCUCAUCCCAGAAGCUACCAGGGAAGCAGAUAGAACUUCCAAUGGUAAUGAACGAAGAAUGCCUGUUGUUAAGAUCAGGGUCAAACAAUCUGCUGCAUCCAGCAGAGUAGAGGAGGCUGAUAAUACAAUUGAUAGGUCUCAAGGUGGACAGAAUGAAACUGAGCGUGGUGCCAGCAGUUCCAUGUCUGUAGAUGCACCCCCAAGGAUGAUGAAUGAACUUGUUUGUGCUAGCAAUCAAAAUCUUGAAGAAGUAAACUCAUUUCAUGACCGUGGUUCUCGAAUGACUGCAAGCAUUGGCAGUGCCAAACUCCCAAAUGAUGAUGAUGAUGAGGCUGGGAAGGAAUUGCAGUGCACUGCUGACUCAAGAAAAAGUGAUGCUUUGCCCCAGGUUGAGGAUAGGUCAUCACCUGGCAUUGUCAGGGGUGACAAUGGAGAAGGAGAGGUACAAAAAUAUGCAAGUCUUCAACUUCUUUCUGUUGGGAAAAAUGACCAGGAUGGUGCUGCAUUGUCCAUGGGGGAACCACAUGUUCGUGAGAAAGAGAAAGAAGAAAAGAAGAAGAAGAAAAAGGACAAGGAAAAGAAACGGAAAAGGGAAGAUAAAGAAGGCCAUAAGGGACACCGUGACGACCCCGAGUAUUUAGAGCGCAAGCGUCUGAAGAAGGAGAAGAAACAGAAGAAGAAAGAGAUGGAAAGGUUGCAAAAAGCAGAGGCAAAGGCAUCUUCAUCAGAACUGCAGGGUAAGAGAGAUGAGCCCAGAGUCAAGUCAGCGACGGUCGAGUUGAAACCCAUUGAACCUAGUGGUUCCAAAUUAGUGAUAAAGAGUGUAGAAACUAAAGAGGAGGCUUCAGAAGGUGGUUCGGUUCACAAGCUCCGGAUUAAACUAAAAAAAUCAACUUCUUAGAUAAAUCGCCAUCACAUAAUGAAUAGGUGGUAUAUGUAAAGAUAUUAGAAGCGGCUCUCAAGUUUUUAGAGUAUAUUGAGCUGAAAAAUAGUUUCUUCCAUUUGUAUGUGACUUGUACCUAGUGCUAAUUUGAUAGUCUAACCUGAUGUAGUUGGAAAGAAUGAGAUGUAUCCAAUAGAACUUAUGCAUUAAAAGCAUAUAUGAUUGGAUUUUGUUUGUUUCUUGCACGCUUAUGAACGCAUUAUUAUUGAGGCUGACUUAAGUCAAAAUAAUGAAUGUUACUUGCAAUUGAUUAAGGCUGUCAGUGAAA